AACAAGUCUGAAGAACCAUUGCGAUAGGAAAAUAUUAUCUUCAGUUUAGAAGCUUGCGGCGCAUAUCAGUCUUGAAAAUAUUUCCAAGGUUGGCAACCAUUCUCCUGUGAGUUUACAGAGCCAUUCAGCCGUCUGAAAUGACAGGCCCAGAAGCUAUGCCCAGUCCAGUGGCCGCGGGGUUGUUGGAUCCUGUUCCCAAGAGCUUUCGUAGCGGACAUGCCCCCCGACCAAAUGACGCGUUUAUCGCCUUGAUGGGCAUAACUGGCUCAGGAAAGAGCUCAUUUAUAACAAAAUGCACAGACAAGACCGCCACGAUUGGUCACGACAUGAUAUCAUGUACAUCUAUCGUUGACGUGUACCCGUACGAGGUAACAUCCGACUUUACGGUAUAUCUCAUCGACACGCCCGGCUUCGACGAUACUGGAAGAAGUGACACUGAAGUCCUUAGUGAGAUUGCUGCUUGGCUCACAGACUCUUACAAGCACAAAAUUCGUCUUCAUGGCAUAAUUUAUCUCCACCGAAUAUCCGAUGUUCGUAUGCAAGGCUCAGCUAAAAAGAACUUGGUCACAUUCAAAGAGCUGUGUGGUGAAGAUGCGCUGAAGAAGGUGGUUUUGGCGAGCACCAUGUGGGAUAUAGUCCCUGCAGACAAAGCUACAAAAAGAGAGCAAGAGCUCAAAGACACGCCGGAAUUUUGGGGAUGGAUGCUUUCAAAGGGCAGUUCAAUUCACCGAUACAACAACACAGCAGAAUCUGCUAGAGAAAUUAUUCUCUCGCUAGCCAGCCACAACGCGCCAAUAGCCACCGAUCUUCAGAAGCAGAUGGUCGACGAAGGGAAGAGUCUGGACGAGACAUCGGCUGGCCAAGGACUCAAGAGUGAACUCCUCAAAGAGCGACAGAAAUUAACCAAGGAACGCCAGGACCUUCAAGCACUAAUUAAAGAGGCACAGAAAGAACACGACGUCGACACGGAGGAGGCUCUACAAGAAGAGAGUGAUAGAUAUGCAGUCUUGAUCAAAAGGGCGGAAGAGAGUGCCAGAGCUCUGAAGAUUACUAUGGAGAAUCUCGUCGCCAAGCGAGAUUUGCGCGUUGCAGAAAUGACCAAGGAGAUAAGAGAAGUCCAGACUGAGUACGAGACCAACUUCAGGUUGAUGACAUUGGAAGAGAUCAAACUGAACAAGGAGAAAGUGGCGUUAGAGAAACGACAAAAGCAACGACAAGGGAAGUCGGGCUCAAAGGCAGCAGCCAGCGCUCAAGAGGCUGACCCACCACUACCUGGACAACGUCCAGAAGCGGGAGAAGGAGACAUUCCUGCCCCUAAAAUUGGAGUGUCGGUAUCUAUUAGCAAGUCCUUCUACAUCUUGCAGAGCCCUCUUUGCUGGAGUUGCAACGAGGUAGAACUCCAGGAGUUCCAUAAUGGCAAGCGCAUGGAGCUUGGAUGUUUAAGUGCGGUCAGUGACAACAGGACAGCAUGGAUUGCUCGUUAUGAUGUUAACGACUGGAGAUGGUCAGCAGGAUUCGAAUGGCAUUACCCAUUCCUAGCCAAGUGCAUCAAAUCCUACGGCCUUGAUGCGGUCAGGCUAUGUGCACUUGGCUCCAACAGCCAUUUCUACACCAAGUGGAAAGAGUUUCGAAUGUAUAACUGUUCAGAAGCGUUCUCCAGGACGAUAAAAAACAGCAACUGCUCGGUGAAGGCAGUGUGUUUUGGCUACGGAAGCUCAUUCCUGAUCUCUUAUGGUUUUGAUCACGGUCAUCUUGGCUGGACGCAUGACCUCCAGGGCUUCUACCCAAGUCUGAACCGAUUUCUCAAUAGCCAAAAGAAAUCAGGGAAUAAAAUCAGCAUACAUGCCGCGACACUUGAUCCCUUUAGUAGAACCGAUUACCUUGUUGUUUUUACUGAUAAUGAGGGGAGAGAAAUUAGUAAGAUAAAGUAUAAAAUGCACUGUUCGAAUAAGGCCACCCGUCGGGCAGUUGAGAAAUGGUGGGAGGUGACUAAAGGGCGCCUGGUGCCUCGCCAACGAUGAUGAGGUCGGUAGCGCCAUACAUAACGCCGAAGGUAAAAACUCUGCCAGGCAAGCAUAAAUAAACAUUGUUCAUUCUGAGGCGAUUGACUUUGACGUCUGUCGAAGAUGAUGCGUCAAAAUACAAAGUUUGUUUUCUCAGGUAUGAUGUCUACCGGGCUAUGGAUGACGGCGG
Molecule: messenger RNA, 2193 nt
Organism: Fusarium verticillioides 7600
Lineage: Eukaryota; Fungi; Ascomycota; Sordariomycetes; Hypocreales; Nectriaceae
Exons: 6
Coding region: 138-2021 (627 amino acids)
Molecular function (GO): GTP binding
Source: RefSeq, a predicted model, not a curated record